UGAUAAGUUUAAUUAGGGGGUUAUAAUGCCUAUGAUUAAUUUAAGGAAAUAUUUACUAGGUUAUUAUACUAUCAUCGUAUGACGUGCGUUAUGCAAAUUUCAUUUAGUUUAAUGAAUUUCGAGUGAUGUUGCGCUAAUUUUAUCCUGAAAGUAACAACAGGAAUAUAGCUUUGACAAGGCGUAUUAAUUAUCAAAUAUAAUAAUAAGUGACACAUAACAGGAUAUUAAUGCUUCAUUUAAGCAGCGUUCAGGGGUUGUCGUCAGAGACACUCUAGUCUGUGGCAGUGUUCAUCAGUAAUGUCAAGAUUUCACAGUUCACUUGUUUUUGUAUCAUUAUGACUUAUUAAUUCAAUUCAGAUCAGGUAUAUGCAAUGAAUUAUACAGUCCGUGUUCGACGAGUUGAGAAAAUGGCGUCCAGAUUUUUGUAAUCAACUUUCUUAGAUUUCUACGGAUUUGAAGAAAAAUAUUAAUACAAAAAUUGCCCUUUCACCGACGGUAACGGUACGGCGUUUUAUUUGUUUACAGACCAUGAAUACAAUAAUCCUAGCCAGUCUUCUCGUUCUUUUAGUCAGCUUGACAGAAAUCCAUGGAGAAUUCAUCAAGAUGUGUUACUACAGCGCCUGGGCCGCCUAUAGAGACGGCGACCAGGCUCUGAAGCCUGAGGAUGUGGACGCCCAUCACUGCACGCACCUUGCCCUCGCCUACGGCACGAUCGACGCCAGUGGCAAACGAGUCAAGUUCCCGGAUGUAUUCGAAGACAUGCACCUGCCAGAGCGAAUGAACUCACUUCGUGACCACAACGAGGACUUGAACAUGGUCCUCUCGGUGGGCGGGUGGAUGAUGGACAGUGAGGCCUGGUCCAACAUGCUGAGGUCCAAGGAGAACAUGGAGGAGUUCGCCAAGGAGGCCGUCAUCUUCCUCCGCUUCCAUGACUUUGACGGGAUAGAUCUGGACUGGCAGUACCCCGCCUUCAGAAAAAGCACGGCAGAGGAUAGGGAAAGAUUCGCGGACUUCAUGGAGAUAAUGAGGCACGCUAUAGAGACGGAACACGAGCCCGACAGUAAAUGGUCGUUGUCCCUCUCUCUGUCCGUGGACCCCAGCGCUUACAGGGUCAUUAAUUCCUACAACCUGAAGAGACUGGCCAGAGAGGUGGACUUCUUUAACCUGAAGACGUACGACCUUCACGGACACUGGGACGAACCAAUGGCUGCCGUACAUCACAGUCCGCUCACCCACGCAGACAGCCCGAUAAACAUCAAUACCUUGGCCAGGAGCUGGGCUGAAGCAGGUGUCCCCAAGAACAUGCUGGUGCUGGGAAUCCCAUACUAUGGCCGCUCCUUCAGACUCCAAAACCCCAACAUGACCAUGCCCGGAGCCCCCGCUCUAGGGCCGGGGUCUGAUGGGGGCGAGGGAAUCCCUGUCAACAAAAUAUGUCAUUUAAUCCGAGGUGGGGUUCAGGAGCAAUAUAUUCCUGAACAAAAAGUUCCAUACUUUGUGAUGGGAGAUGAAUGGGUCGGGUUCGACAAUCUGAGAAGUGUGCGAGAAAAGGCCAUGUUGGUGGCUUCCAAUCAUCUGGGAGGAGUGGCUCUAUGGACACUGGAUCAGGACGACCAUCGGGGUGUGUGUGGUGAGAAAUGGUCGAUUACUUUUGAAGUAAUUCACGGACUAGGACGUGCUGAAUACGUUGACUAUGUCGCCGCAAAACAAGAGUCACUCCGUACACUAAUAAACCACAAAAUAGUACACACCUCUAAAGAAAUAGGGUACUACUCGGACGUGCAAAAUUCUACAAUGGCCGCCCGCAAAGAAGCAGAGCUGGAGCAGCUACAGAAUGACUUGGCUACACUUCAAGAUCAGCAGCAAAAACAAUGGAUGCAGGUCCAGCGAUCUGCUACACUGGGCGGGAAAGCUAUUCCUCCGCUAGACCAACCGUCAUGGAAAUUAUAAUCCAUUUAUUAUAUAGAAUGAACAAAAUGUUGAGCGUUGUUUAGAACUAUUAUACUUCUAUUAGUUAUUUAUAUAUUACGUUUUUGAUAGAAACGAAUGCUCUUUUUAAAUAGGACAAUACGUUGAAUAUGCAUUGCGAAUGGAAAAUUUGAAUUGUUAUCUUAUUAUCAUAAAAAGUGAUUUUAAUGUUUUAUUGUAAAAUGCUGCUAACAAUCUUUGAAAUAGAUAUCGCCUGCUUAAGGUUAUAGUAUGGUUUCAACAUUCAGUAUCAUUGUUAUUACAACUUCAUUUUUCGUUUGUGUGAUUUCUCACCUAAUUUAAUAAACCAUUUUUUUCUCAAAAACUUAGUAUUUGCUUUCUUGUUUGAAAAAUUAAAUCAUAGAUGUGAAAGAAAAAAGUUCCCUCGUGUAAAGUACCAAUCAGUAGAAUGCAGUAUUACUUCGUUUGAUAAUGUUAAACAAAACUGUAACUUUGACGUAAUCGUUUGGAAAAAAAUAAAGGUACAUUUAUUUGUCAAGUGUAUAUCACAUAACUAUUACCAACCCCUCUUUUAUUUUCUAAUAAAUAAAAAUUGUUAAUGUAAUUCUAAAGGAGAAUGCAGUAUAUGUUAGAUAAAAAACACGCAAAACUUUGUUUGGUUUAUAAAACAGAAGGUAAAAAUUGGUUACGUAAUUUCAAAAGAUAAUGCAAUAUAUGUAAAGUAAAUUGCAUUCAAAACUCAGUUUGGUUUAUGAAAUAC
Molecule: messenger RNA, 2686 nt
Organism: Magallana angulata
Lineage: Eukaryota; Metazoa; Mollusca; Bivalvia; Ostreida; Ostreidae
Product: putative chitinase 1
Exons: 9
Coding region: 529-1947 (472 amino acids)
Biological process (GO): chitin catabolic process; carbohydrate metabolic process
Cellular component (GO): extracellular region
Molecular function (GO): chitin binding; chitinase activity
Source: RefSeq, a predicted model, not a curated record